AUGCCCCGCGUCCGCUCCCUCCUCCGCCUCCUGGCGGCCCUGGCGGCCUGUGGCGCCGUCGCCUUCCUGGGAUACUGUGUUUACUUCGACUGGAAGCGGCGUGGUGACCCCGCGUUCAAGCGCCGCCUACGGGACAAAAGAAGAGCCCAGCAGCAAAAGACCGAGGGUCAGGGCGCCCAGUUGUGGGAUCCAGCAACAAAUGAAAAAUUGCAAGAACUUUUUCUGCAAGAGGUACUAAUGGGAGAACUUUGGUUAUCUAGAGGAGAGCAUAGAAUGGGGGUCGAACAUCUCAGCAGUGCCCUUUUAUUGUGCAGGCAACCAAGGGAACUUCUGAAGGUUUUUAAGCACACACUGCCUCCCAAGGUAUUUGAGAUGCUGUUACACAAAAUUCCCCUUAUUUGCCAGCAACUUGAGGCAGACAUGAAUGAACAGGAAUACUUGGAGGAUGAUCCUGAUUGA
Artibeus jamaicensis (Jamaican fruit-eating bat) is the source of this 459-nucleotide messenger RNA. It is a transcript of the gene TOMM20L, whose product is annotated as translocase of outer mitochondrial membrane 20 like. The transcript is spliced from 5 exons. Lineage: Eukaryota; Metazoa; Chordata; Mammalia; Chiroptera; Phyllostomidae. Gene Ontology annotation, cellular component: mitochondrial outer membrane; mitochondrial outer membrane translocase complex. Gene Ontology annotation, molecular function: transmembrane protein transporter activity. The coding region runs from base 1 to 459 and encodes 152 amino acids. Gene Ontology annotation, biological process: tRNA import into mitochondrion; protein import into mitochondrial matrix; protein targeting. The record is from RefSeq and is a predicted model, not a curated record.